AUGACAAUCCCGCUCACUUGCGUCCUUCUAUUGCUUUUGCAUGGUGUGCUUGGCGGUCCUUUAGGGAAGUAUGCUCGGGUCGUGGAUUCUAAGACAGCAGCCAAUACAACUUACGACUUCAUUAUUGUCGGUGCAGGAAUUGGAGGGUUGACCGUUGCUGAUCGACUUACCGAAAAGCCAAACACAUCCGUAUUGGUUGUGGAGUAUGGUCCCUUUGAUCAAGGAGAAGAUUCUGUUCUGGUUCCUGGAUCAUAUUUCCCUGUCCCAUAUUUCUGGCCAAAUAUUUUCAGUACCCCGCAGCGAGGGCUCAACAAUGGCACAUACUUCGUUCCAAUGGGCCGAGUAGUUGGAGGUGGAUCCACGAUCAACGCGAUGUUCUUCCUUCGCUGCCCAGCAGUGGAUUACAACUCCUGGGAAGAACUCGGAAAUCGUGGCUGGGGAUGGGAAGAUCUCCUCCCGUAUUUCAAGAAAAGUGAAACUUUCACCCCUCCAGAAGCAGCAUUCGCGAAGAAGUACAACAUUACUUGGGACAGCUCAUACCACGGCAACAACGGUCCUGUACAAGCAAGUUACGCUCCAUACGGUUAUCAAUCCAGUGCAAACUUCUGGAAUGCCGCAACAGAUCUUGGAAUAGCCCCUCGAAGAGAUCCCAAUGCAGAGACGCUACUGGGCUCUUCUGGCUCCUCAAAGCUCUAGAUCCAGUCGCUAGAAUCAGAUCUUAUUCAAAGACUGUCCACUACGAUCGAAUCAAGAGUUCUCGACCUAAUUAUCAUUUAUUGCCUGGGCAUGCAGUCAC
Messenger RNA from Cadophora gregata, 796 nucleotides. RefSeq lists its product as uncharacterized. NCBI's taxonomy places the organism in Eukaryota, Fungi, Ascomycota, Leotiomycetes, Helotiales, Ploettnerulaceae. The record is from RefSeq and is a predicted model, not a curated record. Gene Ontology annotation, biological process: secondary metabolite biosynthetic process. The transcript is spliced from 5 exons. Gene Ontology annotation, molecular function: flavin adenine dinucleotide binding; oxidoreductase activity, acting on CH-OH group of donors. Bases 1 to 696 code for a protein of 231 amino acids.